ACGGGCUGAAGAAGGCGUUUCUGGAGAAGAGCCCUGAGCUGUCCUCGCUCCGCCACGCGCUGUCGCUCUACACUCAGACAACAGACACGCUCAUCAAGACCUUUGUCACCUCCCAGCACGCACAAGUGCACAAUGGGAAGGGUAUUAGGUUAACACCCAAUGAAAAAAUUCAGCCCAGCAGGGGUUCAGGCGUGGACAAGCCGAUUGGCGAGGUGUCUGUCCAGGUUGAGUUGUACACUCAUCCCGGGAAUGGCGAGCGAAAGGUCACCGUCAAAGUCAUGGGAGCCAGCGAUUUAAAAUGGCAGACGUCUGGCAUGUUCCGACCCUUCGUGGAGACCACCAUGAUCGGGCCUCACCUCAGCGACAAGAAACGCAAGUUCCAGACCAAGUCCAAGAACAACAGCUGGUCUCCAAAGUUCAACGAGACCUUCCACUUUGCUCUGGGCAACCAGGACAACUUCGAGUGCUACGAGCUGCAGGUCUGCGUCAAAGAUUACUGCUUCGGCCGCGCCGACCGAGUGGUGGGCUUGGCCGUCAUACAGCUGAGGGACAUCAUGGAAAAGGGCAACUGCGCCUGCUGGUGUCCGCUGGGCCAGCGCAUCCACAUGGACGACACCGGCCUCACCGCCAUGCGGAUCCUCUCCCAGCGCUCCAACGACGACGUGGCCAAGGAGUUUGUGAGGCUGAAGUCGGAAACGCGAUCGGCCGAGGAGGGCAGAUGAGAGGAGGAGGGCUGGAGACGGAGAGAGAGAAAGGAAGGAGGGCCACCGAAUUUCAGAAUAAGAGACACAUCCAGGGAAUCAUCUUCCUGCAUCCGACCACACGGACACUUGUUCGUGUCUGAGCUGCUGACGCCUCGCUCGCUCGCUCGCUCGCACUCGGACAAACGCUCUCAAACAUUAAUGACAGAGCUCCACCACACAGACACAAGCUCACUCAACCUUUCUCACUCACCAGCUGUUCCACCAGGAAGUGACCACCCACCCGGUCACUCUCUUUUUAACCCCCCACCCUUCCCCCGUCCUACAACGCUGCAGUGGCACAGUGCGCACGCCACGGCCUCAAGGGAACAGAGGACGCCGGCCAGGCCCCCCCCCCCCUACUAGAGGGCCGAACAAGUUCCCCCACCUUCCGAGUGUUGUUGUGCAAUAACCACCACCACCACCUAACCCCCCCACCCCCCCCCUCAAAGCGUGGCCAUGUGUUUGAUGCCUUACACUCAAAACUGUGAAUGUGUGAAGUCCGUAGCUUCACUGUGACGGUCUGAGUAAAUGUGAAAAUACACCGAAUGGUUUGUGAGAGAAAAGACGAAGAAACAUUUUACUGGUUAAUCACGUAAAGUUUGGAGAGAAGGUACUAAAAGUAAUAACCCUUAAUGUUCCCCCUUCGUUCAAAGUAUUGAUGUGUGCCUUCUCACGUUAGGUUUCCACUCCUUUUUUAACCUUUUAGGAGAAACAGUAACUUAUCAACCGUUUGUAACUUUUUAACGCCGUAAAAUCAACAACGACAAGGUUUAAAUCAAUUUUAAAUGAAAGUGUGUGUUGAAGCCUCGUUUUUGUUCAUAUUUAUUUAUGAGCUCGUCUAACAACUCGUGGCUCACGUGGCCUAUAGUCCAACCAUGAUGGUGCAGCCAUUUUAUUUAUUUUUUUUAUAUGUAUUUAUUGACGUCUGUGUGUUUUCUGCGGUUUAAAAGUGUUGUUUACUUUCGUUUGCACAAUCGGAAAGAGCAGAUUCCUUUUUCUUUCUUUCUUUUUAUGAGAUGAGUUGACGCGGACGCUCGCAUCUUGAAGUUACAACCUGAUGUUUGUUGUGAAGUUAAAUGAAAGACAGAACCGUCAGGUAACUUUUUCUUUUUUUUUUUCUCAUCAAAAUGGGAAAUAGGGAAAACUGACAUUCCGCAAUUUUAAGGAAAGAGGAAAACAUAAUCCUGGAUCGGCUCGUUUUGUCUGGAUCCAUGCCAAAGUUGAAUGGGUUCUAUCUCGUGUGGCCUUACUUUGGUGAGAAAACAAACUCAGUGUGUGUGUUUGAAAUCCUCAUUUUGUUUUUUUUUAUGUAUUUCCUCUGAGGUUCGGCCACUUUUUUGCCCACGAUGAUGUCAAACGUGUUUUCCAAGUGAUGCUCCUUACGUAGUAUUUUAUUUUCUAAUCUUUGCCGUUGCAAACACUGUAAUUAUUAUACGUAGGCUGGGGUUUUUUUUUUGUAAAUAUUCCCCUCGUUGUAAGAUGUGUGUGUUUGUACGGACAGAGAUAAUAUGCAGUGCAACGUGUGCCAGUGAAUUUGUUCCUAAACGAUGGAGAAAUAUUAAAAUGUUCUACUUAAUGAAGGAUGGAUGUUGUGUUAAUACGAGAAGCUCGGUGUGUGCACAUUUCUGAACCAAUCACACUCUCUUUGUUACGCUUCCCUGACCCGUGUGAAUAAUUUCUUAUUUGCAAAUAUGUCAUAGCCACUCUGUAAAAUACACAACCCUCGUGCCAAGAUGUUCACUUUUAUUUAUUAUUUUUGUUAAUUUCUGUAUUUUAUUAAUUUGUUAACCCAUGCACUAAAUCACUGCGAUAUUCUACAGGUUCAGUCUAACACAGUAACUGCUUUUUUUCGUGGUGUUUUUCUUUGUAUCGUCACUGCUUUGAAAUGUUGUUGUCAUCAUGUAAACACUUGAUUCAUGAAUUUUGUAUAAAGUAU
Molecule: messenger RNA, 2679 nt
Organism: Paralichthys olivaceus (Japanese flounder)
Lineage: Eukaryota; Metazoa; Chordata; Actinopteri; Pleuronectiformes; Paralichthyidae
Source: RefSeq, a predicted model, not a curated record